Messenger RNA from Tupaia belangeri chinensis (Chinese tree shrew), 1049 nucleotides. It is a transcript of the gene MSX2, whose product is annotated as msh homeobox 2. Lineage: Eukaryota; Metazoa; Chordata; Mammalia; Scandentia; Tupaiidae. Gene Ontology annotation, biological process: embryonic morphogenesis; regulation of transcription by RNA polymerase II. Gene Ontology annotation, cellular component: nucleus. The transcript is spliced from 2 exons. The coding region runs from base 24 to 827 and encodes 267 amino acids. The record is from RefSeq and is a predicted model, not a curated record. Gene Ontology annotation, molecular function: DNA-binding transcription factor activity, RNA polymerase II-specific; RNA polymerase II transcription regulatory region sequence-specific DNA binding.
GAGCUACUUAGGGCAGAGAAGUCAUGGCUUCUCCGUCCAAAGGCAAUGACCUGUUUUCGUCCGAUGAGGAGGGCCCGGCGAUGGUGGCCGGGCCGGGCCCGGGGCCUGGGGGCGCCGAGGUGAGCGCGGAGGAGCGCCGCGUCAAGGUCUCCAGCUUGCCCUUCAGCGUGGAGGCUCUCAUGUCCGACAAAAAGCCGCCCAAGGAGGCAUCCCCGCUACCGGCCGAGAGCACCGCGGCCGGGGCCACCCUGCGGCCACUGCUGCUGCCGGGACACGGAGCUCGGGAAGCGCACAGCCCCGGGCCGCUGGUCAAACCCUUCGAGACCGCCUCGGUCAAGUCGGAAAAUUCUGAAGACGGAGCGACGUGGAUGCAGGAGCCGGGCAGAUACUCGCCGCCGCCAAGACACCUGAGCCCUACCACCUGCACCUUGAGGAAGCACAAGACCAAUCGGAAGCCUCGCACUCCCUUUACCACGUCCCAGCUCCUGGCGCUGGAGCGCAAGUUCCGCCAGAAACAGUACCUCUCGAUCGCAGAGCGUGCGGAGUUCUCCAGCUCUCUGAACCUCACAGAGACCCAGGUCAAAAUCUGGUUCCAGAACCGAAGGGCCAAGGCAAAAAGACUGCAGGAGGCAGAACUGGAAAAGCUGAAAAUGGCUGCAAAACCUUUGCUGCCCUCUGGCUUCAGUCUCCCUUUCCCCAUCAACUCGCCCCUGCAAGCAGCAUCCCUGUACGGAGCCUCCUACCCUUUCCAUAGACCUGUGCUUCCCAUUCCGCCAGUCGGACUCUAUGCCACUCCAGUUGGAUAUGGCAUGUACCACCUCUCCUAAGGAAGACACACCAACAGACUCCAGGCUGGGGGGGUUUGUCUCAAGGGCUCCCCUCCUCUCCAAGAAGGCAGUCCCAACCUAGCACUCCUGCUCUGCAGACUUGCAUAUAGCACUGGGGUGGCCUGGCCCACAGGGCCAGGUGACAUAGGUCAGUGUUUCUUAGGCAGGAGGCGCCGAGCUCUGUUUUCUUGAUGUAAUCUUCCAGAUGCCCCCUUUCACAAA